AUGGACGUGGCUUGUGAACUCGUCGCCCCGCCCCUUUACCUCUGCUACUAUAACUCACGUUCUUCUCUUAUUCUGCUCGUUCGUUGGAUGCUGAACCUUCCGGGUAACAUGGUCAACCAAAGAGUGGACACUGGCUGGCAGACAUGUAAAAGUGACUCCAGCGGGGGGAGCAACAGCGGAGAGAGCUCCAAGGAGAGCUCCAGGUGUUCCACCCCAGUGCUGGACGCAGACCGUACUGACCGACUGCGGGAUAAGAUGAGGAGGAGAAUAGAGUCCGGGGACCAGUGGUUCUCUCUUGAGUUCUUCCCCCCUCGCACAGCCGGAGGGGCGGUCAAUCUGAUAGCCAGGUUUGACCGCAUGGGAUCCGGCGGACCCCUCUUCAUAGACAUAACGUGGCAUCCGGCAGGAGACCCCGGCUCAGACAAAGAGACGUCCUCAAUGAUGAUCGCCAGCACGGCGGUUAAUUACUGUGGACUGGAGAGCAUCCUGCACCUGACGUGCUGCAAACAGACGAAAGAGAAAAUCACAGCUCAUCUCAACAAAGCCAAGCGAUUGGGGCUGAAGAAUAUUAUGGCAUUAAGAGGAGAUCCUAUAGGAGCAGACUGGGAGGAAGAAGAGGGAGGAUUCAGCUACGCUACAGACCUAGUGAAGCACAUCCGCCAUGAAUUUGAUGAUUACUUUGACAUCUGUGUCGCUGGAUACCCAACUGGGCACCCUGAGGCUGAGAGCUAUGAAGAGGACCUGAAACACUUGAAAGAGAAAGUGGAUGCAGGAGCGCACUUCAUCGUGACGCAGCUCUUUUUCAGAGCAGAGACUUUCCUCAAAUUUAUCAAGGACUGCAGAGCCAUUGGCAUCACCUGCCCCAUUCUACCUGGAAUCUUCCCCAUACAGGGUUACCACUCCUUACGGCAGCUGGUCAAGCUGUCCAAACUGGAGGUGCCAGAGGAGAUAAUGCAGGUGAUUGAGCCUAUCAAGGACAACGAUGAUGCUAUCCGGAACUAUGGCAUCCAUCACGCAGUGGAGAUGUGCAAGGUGCUGCUAGCCAGCGGGGAAGUGCCUGGCCUCCACAUAUACACACUCAACAGAGAAGUGGCCACUAUAGAAGUGCUCAGACAGCUAGGCUUGUGGGCAGAGGACCCCCGGCGACCUUUGCCAUGGGCUCUCAGUGCACAUCCCAAACGGAAGGUGGAGGAUGUCAGACCGAUCUUCUGGGCCUCACGGCCCAAAAGCUACAUCUACAGAACUCAGGACUGGGAUGAUUUCCCCAAUGGAAGAUGGGGUAACUCAUCAUCUCCAGCCUUUGGCGAGCUGACAGAUUACUAUUUGUUCUACCUAAAGAGUAAGUCCCCUAAAGAGGCCUUAUUAAAGAUGUGGGGAGAAGAGUUAACCAGCGAGGAGAGCGUGUAUGAAGUCUUCACUAACUACAUCACGUCACAGCCCAAUCAGAGUGGACACAAGGUGAGGUGUCUGCCAUGGAACGAUGACCCUCUGGCUCCAGAAACGAACAUGCUUAAGGAGGAACUGGAGAAGGUGAAUCGCAGAGGUGUCCUUACCAUCAACUCUCAGCCCAACAUUAAUGGCAAGCCUUCUUCAGACCCCAUUGUGGGCUGGGGCCCUCCAGGAGGAUACGUCUUCCAAAAGGCAUACCUGGAAUUUUUCACAUCAAGUGAAAAUGUAAGCGCACUUCUAAAAGUGUUGAAGAAAUAUGAACCCCGUGUGAACUAUCACAUUGUCAACGUGCAGGGCAAGAACAUAACAAAUGCCCAUGAUAUGCAACCCAAUGCUGUAACUUGGGGAAUUUUCCCAGGCAGAGAGAUUAUUCAACCAACGGUGGUGGAUCCAGUCAGCUUUAUGUACUGGAAGGACGAGGCAUUUGCACUGUGGAUCGAGCAGUGGGGAAAGCUGUAUGAGGAAGAGUCACCUUCACGAAUGAUUAUUCAGUACAUCCACGACAACUAUUUCCUGGUCAACCUAGUGGACAACGACUUCCCCCUAAACAACUGCUUAUGGCAGGUCAUCGAUGACAUGUUUGAACUGCUGGAUGCACCUCCAGAACCUCUGGAUUAAAGAGAACACACAACAACUUUGAAACACACAUAACCCACUGCUGCUUCAUUUUAGGAUUCCAUAAACACUUUCACAGAUGUAGUUGAGUUGUUACAUACUGACAUACUGAGUGAUUUUCAAACCAAUAUUUAGAAUGAAAAGUAAAUUAUCAUUAAUGUCAAUACAGAGGACUAUUUUGCAACACAAUCUUGUACAAGCGAACUGUUAUGGCUUGAACCCAUAGAACAUUAGUAUACAGAUAUCAUGCAAAAUGAUUUGCCUAAAACUUUGGUGGUACUUACAUUUCUGGGAAUGACUUUAACUGUGUUUUUAUGUACCUUUUUUAAGCUAAUGGUUUUUAAGCUAUUUAUAAACAGUAUUUUGGCUGUUGCACAUGUCCGAAGUUCGAGGCGUGUGUGUGUGUGUGUGUGUGUGUGUGUG
Colossoma macropomum (tambaqui) is the source of this 2487-nucleotide messenger RNA. RefSeq names its product methylenetetrahydrofolate reductase (NAD(P)H) (gene mthfr). Gene Ontology annotation, biological process: tetrahydrofolate interconversion. The transcript is spliced from 12 exons. The coding region runs from base 1 to 2067 and encodes 688 amino acids. Gene Ontology annotation, cellular component: cytosol. Lineage: Eukaryota; Metazoa; Chordata; Actinopteri; Characiformes; Serrasalmidae. The record is from RefSeq and is a predicted model, not a curated record. Gene Ontology annotation, molecular function: methylenetetrahydrofolate reductase [NAD(P)H] activity; FAD binding.